Molecule: messenger RNA, 1561 nt
Organism: Zeugodacus cucurbitae (melon fly)
Lineage: Eukaryota; Metazoa; Arthropoda; Insecta; Diptera; Tephritidae
Product: putative odorant receptor 85e
Exons: 5
Coding region: 124-1494 (456 amino acids)
Biological process (GO): detection of chemical stimulus involved in sensory perception of smell; sensory perception of smell
Cellular component (GO): plasma membrane
Molecular function (GO): olfactory receptor activity; odorant binding
Source: RefSeq, a predicted model, not a curated record
AAUUUCAUUAAUUUUCUCUUUUCUACAUUUGAGUUCAUCCAAUAUAAAUAUUUGCCUUGAAAAGUGUUCACGGUUCAGUUUACUUCGCCAAAUCAACCGAAAAAGUCUCUACAUUAAACAAUAAUGAAAGACAAAACAGCAAGGGACGUCAGAGAAUUAGAAAGCUCCACAUUACUUUACUCCGAUGAAGACAAACCACGUAUUGCUGACUUGUUUGUCGCACAAGUAAUCUGUUUCAAAGCCACCGGACAAAUUCCAUUCAAUUUAGGUUACGGUCUGGGCUAUGUCUACUGCUUUUUCGUUAUCACACAAACCCUCCACAUGGCUGUGCUCUUCUUGAAGACCUCCUACGAAAUGCUGCUCAACGGCAAACUGGAGGAGAUUACCGACGCACUCACAAUGACCAUCAUAUUCUGGUUCAGCGUUUAUGCGGCCUGCUAUUGGUUGUUGCGUUGGCAGCGACUGUUGGUAUUUCUACGGCGUAUCAAUCACCAUUAUUGGCAUCACUCGUUGCCCGGUUUGAGCUUUGUGAGCUCGCAUCGUACCUUUGUUUUGGCAAAUCGUAUGUCUAUUGUGUGGACGGUGGCCUGUGUGGCCGGUACAUUGUUGUACGGUUUCGCUCCGCUGGUGAUGGGUGUGCACGUGCUGCCAUUGAAGUGCUGGUAUCCCUUUGAUCCGUUGCAACCAUAUGUCUACGAGUUGUUGUACGUUUUACAAUUGUCGGCGCAGAUGAUAAUGGGCGCCACUUUCGGCAAUGGCUCUGCUUUGUUCGUUUCAUUGGUUAUACUUAUGUGUGGACAGUUCGAUGUGCUCUACUGCAGCUUGAAGAACUUGAGUUACUAUGCUCGUUUGCGCUCCAGCUUUGAAGUGGAGAAAUUGCGCAACGAACAAGCAGCACUGCCAAUAACAUCCGACGAUGAACUGAAUCAGUAUAUGUAUUGCCAGGAACACUUAACCAAUCUCUCGACACUUCAACUUUUAUACACUCAGCAGUCAGCGGUGACGUUGCCGGAAGCCCUGCAUAUGGCCGUAGUGCAGUGUGUACAAUUGCAUCGUUUCAUACUGGAUGCCUGCAAAGAGUUGGAGGAACUUUUUAAUCCUUAUUGCCUUGUUAAAUCGAUUCAAGUUACUUUCCAGCUUUGUUUAUUGGUGUUCGUUGGCGUUGCGGGCGAACGUUCGAUGGUGCGCAUUUUGAAUUUGGUUCAAUAUGUGACGCUGACAUUCAUUGAGUUGUUGAUGUUCACUUAUUUUGGUGAAUUGCUGCGCGGUCAUAGUGUGCGCUGUGGUGAGGCAUUUUGGCGCUCACAGUGGUGGACACACUCCGUUGCCAUACGUAAGGAUAUAAUAAUUUUAUUGGCGAAUAGUAAGCGUGCGGUUCGGUUGACGGCGGGUAAAUUCUAUGCAAUGGAUGUGGAGAGAUUGCGGUCGGUGGUAACUCAAGCAUUUUCGUUUUUGACGCUCUUACAAAAGUUGGCAGCUAAAAAUCAAAAAUAAAAAUAUUAGAAAUUGCUUCCGUUAUUAUUGUGUAUGUGUAUAUGAAUAAAUGCUAAUGAGAUCAGGG